GGCGUAUUUAGAAUUGCAGGGAGAGAAAGAAAGGAGGGUAGAGUCAAAGUGGCAGAAGAUUUUGUCUUUGGGCAAUUGAUUUCAUUUUGGGCAAACAAAACAAAAGAAACUGAAAAGCUCGUGAUCAGAUAUCUAUUAUUUUCCAGCUGCUGCAGGAGGAGAGGAGUUGGAUACUAUAAUUAUUAAUAAUUCAACUGAUGCAAUAAAGUUCCCCACAAAAAGAAUUUACAGACUCUCUCCCUCGUCUCUUCCUUUUCUCUCCUCUCUCCCUCUCUCUCUCUCUCUCUCAUAUGCUAGGAGUACUAGUACUAGUCUUUCUUUAGACCUAGACACUUUCAACGACAUUGUAAAGUCCAAUCCUUACUUUUCUUCUUCUGAUAUAUAUGGCCAAGAUUUAGGAGGUUUCUUUUGUUUUCUCAUUUCUUUCCAUAUAAAAUGAGUUCUUGUGCAAGAACUGGAGGGGUGAGACAGUACAUAAGAUCAAAAGUUCCUCGUUUGAGAUGGACUCCUGAUCUUCACAACUGUUUCGUUCAUGCCAUUCAGAGGCUUGGUGGCCAAGAUAAGGCUACCCCUAAGCUUGUUCUUCAGUUGAUGGAUGUAAGAGGACUCACUAUUUCACAUGUCAAAAGCCAUCUCCAGAUGUAUAGAAGCAUGAAGACUGAUCCUAAUGUUGAAGAGGGAGGGAGUAGCUUUGUCAACCAGAGCAGAAAAAAGGGUUGCAAGGAAGAAGAAGAUGAUAAUGAUGGAAGUAUAGAAGAAGAGACAAGUGUGGGUUACCUUGCAUCAUUACAAAAACCCCUCAUGCAAGUAUCUAAUUCUCAUCAUAGCCACUUUGGCUUCAAUACCAGUCCUAAACCACCUGCAAAAAGAGCUAGAAUCACAGAUCAGAAUCUCCAAUGCAACCAACAUGAGACAAUGUCGAUGAAUCGGUACAGUUACAAAUCUUAUAUGGGGGCUCAGAAAAGUGAGGAGGAUCCGAUUUCCACAGCCUUCUCUCCGGCUCAUCAGUUCUUCCACAACCUCAGUCUCUUUACCCAUGCACUCAUGGGAGAUUCUUAUCUUCCUGAGGUUGCUGAACAAGAAGAUAAAGCAUGCACCGCAGUAAGAAGGAAACGCAAACUUGAUGAAGACCCCUUGAACCCGGAAAAUAUACAUGAUGGUUGUGGAUUAUCAUUGUCGCUCUCGUUGCAGCAUCCAUCCACUCAGAAGAGCAAUGCUUCUUCCAUGAGUGAUAUCAGUGAAGCAAUCUCUUCGUCGUAUUUUAAUGCCAAUCUGAGCAACUCCACUGGCUCAUCACAGGAGCUUAAUUUAGAUCUAUCCAUUUCUUUAUCUGGUGCCUAAAAGCCCAGGCUAAUGUUUUAUCUGAAGUUUCUUGAUAGUCUGGCACAUUCAUGUUUUAUUUCAUUGAUCAACUUGUAGGGUAAACUUAAUAUGUAAUAUUAUGGUUUUGUUCUUGUGUC
This is a messenger RNA of Daucus carota subsp. sativus, 1460 nucleotides long. RefSeq names its product myb family transcription factor MOF1. Bases 436 to 1341 code for a protein of 301 amino acids. NCBI's taxonomy places the organism in Eukaryota, Viridiplantae, Streptophyta, Magnoliopsida, Apiales, Apiaceae. Gene Ontology annotation, molecular function: DNA binding; DNA-binding transcription factor activity. The record is from RefSeq and is a predicted model, not a curated record. The transcript is spliced from 6 exons.